AUGUUACGUACGUUAAUCUUGGUUGCUAUUACCUUGUUGGGAUUCCUACCGACUUGUGUGCUUACCAUAAUGACUAUGGGAACAGACUGGGAUAAACAGGUGUCUGUUUCGCAAGGACGUCUGAACCGUUGGGUUGAACCAGAAUCACGAGGUCAAAACCAAACUUCACCAAGAGUAUAG
Molecule: messenger RNA, 180 nt
Organism: Eruca vesicaria subsp. sativa (arugula)
Lineage: Eukaryota; Viridiplantae; Streptophyta; Magnoliopsida; Brassicales; Brassicaceae
Source: the annotation of a GenBank genome assembly